GGCUGCAAGGGGGUGGAGUUGCUGGUUUGUCUUUGAACACGGGGAAGACUUUUAGCUGGGAACUUGCAUCCGUGGAGCUCCCAGCCGGCAGGCAUCGGUCCCCUGCUCCUGCCGGGAGGUCCCCAGCGCCCGUCCCUUGGGGUGGCAGCGAGGGCAGGGGGUAUGUGGCCACCUUUGGCCACCUUCCUCUCCCCUGCACGCCCUUUGCCUUUCCUCUGCCUCUCGCUCUGCUUGCUCGGGGACUUGUGCUGAGCUGCUCGUGCCAGGAGGGAGCCGGCAGCGAGCUGCACAAAUUGGCUUCCCGUCCACCCCGGGCGUCGUGAGGAGGGAGGCAGGAGGGGGCACGGAGCCCGCCGGGAUGUGAGGGUGGGCAGGGGGACAGCACGCAUCCCUCCUGCCUCCCUUGGAGAUCUGGGACCGCGCACAGACCAUGAAUGGAUCCUUCUUCAACCAGACUCUCCUCGAGCAAGGAGCUUACCCCAACAGGACCCAGGGCUUGGGGAUGCUCCUGGCCUGCUGCAAUGGGACCGGCUCGGUGCUGGCGACCGACGGCGGCUCCUUGGUCCUCGCGCCGGACGAGAGGAGCCUGUACAUCACGCGGGUGGUGCAGAUCGCCGUCCUCUGCGUCCUCUCCUUGACUGUGGUGUUUGGCAUCUUCUUUUUGGGCUGCAACUUGCUCAUCAAGUCGGAGAGCAUGAUUAACUUUCUGGUGAAGGACCGGAGACCUUCCAAGGAUGUGGGAGCUGCGAUCAUGGGGCUUUACUGAAGCCACGGGGCACCUGUAGGCAAGUGAACUGGCUGGACCUGGUGCUGUGAUGCAGAUUCCCGUGUGUUUGGGGCAGCUGGGGACAGUGGGAAGGGGGACGAUGGCUUUUAAUGUGUCUGUGUCCAUGGGGAAGCAAAUCUGCGCUUCCCAGUGAAGGAACUGUUGUGGUGAAGGGGGAGAUGUCCCUGGCGCUGUAUCAAGCACAAUAAUUGACCAGCCUCGUGUUGCAUGCAGAAAUGGCUUAAGUUUUGCAUGAAACUUGCAGAAACAGUGAUAAUGUGCAGAUUUGGACUCUUUUUCUGCUGUUACCUUGGAUACCGCUACUUGGGAUUUAGGGCUAAAAAAAAAAAAGUGUAAAAAGCAAACUACUCACUACAAAAAGAAAACAAAGUAAUGGGAAAGUGAAAUUUGUGGCACAGGCCACAUCGUUGGCCAUGGGGCAGGGGCAGGGAAGGGUUGGGUGGGUUGUACAACAAAGUCUGCAUGCUACAAAAUGUGUUGGUCUGUUUGUGUUUUGGACAUCGAGCAUGCACUGUCUGGCAGUUUUGUAAUGAGGAGAGCAUGUUCUUCCUUAUUUUUUUGUUAAAUAAACUGGUACUGUCUUUUUUUCACAA
Messenger RNA from Anas platyrhynchos (mallard), 1380 nucleotides. RefSeq names its product reprimo like (gene RPRML). The record is from RefSeq and is a predicted model, not a curated record. Lineage: Eukaryota; Metazoa; Chordata; Aves; Anseriformes; Anatidae.